Messenger RNA from Parasteatoda tepidariorum (common house spider), 2073 nucleotides. RefSeq names its product WD repeat-containing protein 43. Gene Ontology annotation, biological process: maturation of SSU-rRNA from tricistronic rRNA transcript (SSU-rRNA, 5.8S rRNA, LSU-rRNA). Lineage: Eukaryota; Metazoa; Arthropoda; Arachnida; Araneae; Theridiidae. The record is from RefSeq and is a predicted model, not a curated record. Gene Ontology annotation, cellular component: nucleolus. Gene Ontology annotation, molecular function: protein binding.
CUAAAUGGGACUAAAAAACAAUUGAAGUGAAGCAUACGUAAAUUUAUUUACAAACAUCUACAAGCGUGUUCGGUAUUUAUUCACAUGUGGUGUGUAAUCAUAGAGAUUUUCCUGAAAACAACUAUAUUAUGCCACUUGUACGAAAUUUAACAGCAUACUCCGAUAGUGGAGAGUAUUUAGCUUAUUCAAGUCCGGAUGGAUGCCUAAAAAUCUGGGAGACAGCAACAGGGGUAUUAAAGCAAGAAUAUACUCCAAGUUCCCAUUUAUCAGCAACAUGCUCUUCUUUGUCAUGGGGACCUUUUUCAAAUCUGAAACAGUCCAAAAAAGUAAGAGGAUCCCAUGCAGGAGCAUAUGCAGAAAUUUUAAAUUUGCGUCUAGUUGCAAUGGGGACCAUGGUUGGUGAUAUAUUAUUGUACAGUUUUACAAAUGCAGAUCUUUUUACUGAUUUGAGUGGUGGUCACACUGGAGUUGUUAAUGAUGUUGUCUGGUAUGCUGAUACUUUAUAUAGUUGUUCAGAUGAUCAUCAUAUUAUUAUUUGGAAUGUUUCUGAAAGUUGUAUUAAAAUGAAAUGGAAAGCUCAUACUGGACCUAUUUAUUCUAUUUGUGUUGUUGAUGACAAUAACAUUCUUUCUGCCAGCAAUUCUAUCCAAUGGUGGGACAUCAAGCAAAAGUCUGUUUUAAAGGUUUUUAAUGGGCAUGGAUCUGAAAUAUUUAAACUUAUACCUCUUAUUGCUGGAAAUAGUUGUGAUUAUUUUGUGUCUGCUGCCGUUGGAGAUCGAGUUAUCAAUGCCUGGCAUUUCAAGAAAGAGAGUACUACUAGUUCCAAAGCAUCAUUUGUAUUGCCUGAUGAACCGGCAAACAUUGAUAUUCUUUGUAAAGGGAAUGAAUCGCUGCAAAUGUCAAUUGUUUCUCAAGAUGGUUCAUUUCAUUUCUUUGAGCACCUAUUCAAUGGGAAUGUGAAAACCAAACCUUUGCAACCAAAAUUCUCGAUAAGAAUUGCUUCAAAAUCUAACGAAAGCCAGAAAGCACAAGUUUUGCCUGUUCUUGCUGCUAAAAUAUCAAGUGGACUUGACCUUAGUUUACUAGCUUAUGGAAAUUUUUUAAAGCCAAUGUUUGAAAGAAUUAAUAUUUCUGAUGUUACUAAAGAUGUAUUUCUAAUCAGGAGUAUCACUGAUGCAUCAUCUAGUGGAAAAGAUAGUAUUAGUAAAAUUAAGCAAACAGAAAAGUCAAGUAAUGUUAAAUUAUUAGUUCCUGGCCAUAUGACAAAUCUAAGUUUUUUAGAAAGUUCCUCAAAGAAAAGGAAGAAAAAAAACCUGGAUAUAAAAGAAUUACCUAUGGAAGAACGCUUAAAAGCUCUUGAUUUGAAAAAAUCUCCAAACGAAAUUUCUGAAAAUGAAGCUGCUGUGAAAUCUGAUAGUAUGGUUCAUCUGCUGUUACAAGGUCUUCAAAGUAGGGAUAACAACAUGCUUAAUACUGUGUUUGGUUGUAGCAACGAACUGGUUAUUAUGAACACCAUUGAAAGGCUCCCUAUUCAAUCGAUAUUUUCCUUACUCGAAGUUCUUUUCAUAAGAUUGCAUAAACUAAACCCUAGGACUUGCCUGAAGUGGUUGACUGCUCUCAUAACGAUUCAUCUGUCAUAUUUUAUAUCAAGUCCAGACAUAUGUCAAUGUAUUGCUACUUUUGAUCAAUUCAUUGCUGCCAGAAGGGAUGCAGUUAGUCAACUUGCUCGAGCACGAGGUAUAUUGUCCAUACUUAUGGCACAGGCCAAGUUAGUAUCUUCAAAUUCUUCUGAUUUUUCAAACAAGCCUUUAGUUGAAUACAAUUCAGAAUCCGAGGAAGAAAAUGAUGCUGGAGUUGGUGAUUUUGAUUCUGAAACUAAGAUAACUCAUAUGUCAACAUCAGAUUUCAUUGAAAGUGAAAACAGCGACUCUAGUGACAUGGAAGAUGACUAGAUGUUGACUUUUUCAUUUCGUCAUUUAAUGCAUUGUAAUAUACUCAUUGUUAAGGAUUUUUUUUAUAUAUAUUAUUUUUAAAAGAAUGGUUUGUAAUAAAAUAUAUUUUUGGACUGUUUAA